This is a messenger RNA of Vigna unguiculata (cowpea), 2136 nucleotides long. Its product is annotated as Nuclear transport factor 2 (NTF2) family protein with RNA binding (RRM-RBD-RNP motifs) domain-containing protein. Gene Ontology annotation, molecular function: mRNA binding. Gene Ontology annotation, cellular component: cytosol; ribonucleoprotein complex. Lineage: Eukaryota; Viridiplantae; Streptophyta; Magnoliopsida; Fabales; Fabaceae. The record is from RefSeq and is a predicted model, not a curated record.
UCCACUCACACAGUUGCUCACACCUUCAGACACACCUCUCUCAUAUUUUAACACUCUAAGCUGCGCAGCACCAUUCUCAAGCUCCGAUCUAUAACUCCACACUUCCUUCAUUUCCACCCUUUCUCUCUCAACCCGAAUCCCCUUCUUUCUCUCUCCUCUCGUUGGGCCUCUUCCUUGGUCUUUAAAGCCCAACCCCGCUUCAUCUCUUUUCUUGAAUUAGGGUUUUUGCGCGCGCUCUUCUCCUCGAUCUGCCGCAAGACCUGGGAGAAGCUCUGCAUGCUCUGAACUCCAACGCUCUUUCCAGAUGGCGUCGUCAUAUCCUGGUUCCGUGAGUGCAACACAGGUUGGCUCCUACUUUGUCGGACAGUACUAUCAGAUUCUCCGCCAGCAGCCGAAUCUCGUUCACCAGUUUUACUCUGAUUCCAGCAGCAUGAUUCGUGUCGAUGGAGACUCCAUUGAAUCUGCGCAAGAUGUGGUGCAAAUUCAUUCAAUUGUUUCAUUACUGAGUUUCACUUCGAUUGAGAUCAAGACAAUCAAUUCUCUGGACUCUUGGGAUGGAGGUGUGCUUGUCAUGGUCUCAGGUUCUGUGAAGCUAAAGGAUAUCACUGGGAGGCGGAAGUUUGUUCAAACAUUCUUUCUCGCUCCUCAAGAGAAGGGUUACUUUGUUCUGAAUGAUAUUUUUCAUUUUGUGGAAGAAGGUGUUACAUACCCAAAUAUGAUACCAGUGGCGUCUGAAGCAAUCGAUAAUCAGCCGCAUGUGUCUGCAUCUCUUGCAGAGCCACCAGUAGCUUCAGACUACAGUUUAGAGGAAGAAGCUAGGGACUAUGUAAACUCAGUUCAUAUUGACGAUGAUCCAGUGGACAAGUAUAGUCUUCCUGAGCACCACCAGCAGAUCCAUGAAGAUCUUGAAACCGAAAUAGUUGUGGAGGAAACUUCUGCACAGGAGGCAUCUCCACCAAUUCACAAUGUUGCUCAUACUGUCCAAGAACCCCCUGCAGCUCUUGUGGAAGAGUCUUUUGAAGAGCCUCCUAAGAAAACUUACGCUUCUAUUUUACGAGUCUCCAAAGGGCUGCCUAUGUUAUCAGCUGCUCCACAGCAUGUUCCCCAAUACACCUUUAAAAGUGCUCCACCUCCUUCAGAGGUGAACCAUGUAGCACAGCCUGUUAUUCAGCAGUCGAGCCCUGCAUCUAUGUAUGUCCCUGAAUCUGGGUCUGAGCCCGCAGAUGAAGGCUAUGGACUAGAAGAUGAAGGUGAAGUAACCUCUGUCUAUGUGAGAAACUUGCCUGCUAACGUUACUGAAGCAGAGAUUGACCAGGAAUUUAAGAAUUUUGGCAGAAUUAAGCCAGAUGGAAUAUUCAUCAGGGUUAGAAAGGAAAUUGGAGUGUGCUAUGCAUUUGUGGAAUUUGAAGAUAUCGUUGGUGUUCAAAAUGCACUUCAGGCUUCUCCAAUUCAGUUAGCUGGAAGACAAGUAUACAUAGAAGAGCGGAGGCCAAACAGUGGCACUGCAGUUCGAGGAGGAAGAAGGGGAAGAGGCAGAGGCAGUUAUCAGGCAGAUGCUCCGAGAGGGCGUUUUGGUGCAAGGAACAUGGGAAGGGGAAGUAAUCUGGAUAAUUCAGACUACUCGAGACUAAGAGGAGAUGGUUAUCUUCAGCGUAGUUCACGAUGAGAAAAAAUGGCAAAAGCAUGGAGUGAGAAGAUUCUGUUGAAAGGGCUUAUACAAUUAGUGAAAUCUGUGCUUGGUGUGGGUAUUUACUGCAGAACAUUUUCUUCUGUGGUUUCACAUUAAGUAGUCUUACGUUUUGGGUGCGUCUUUUUCUAGUAAAAGCCAUUGAGACUUUAAACAGUUUGUUUCACAAGCAUAGAUCAGUUGGUUCCCCUUGAAUGUUAUUUAGCAUGCCAUUCGCGUGGGAAGUUUUGGUUGUUGUUUGUAUUGUUCCAUGUUUGGAUUGUGGCGGCCUUUUAAUCACGAGAGGUGUUGAAAGUAAGAAAGUGGUUUAGUUUAGACAUCAGUAGAGGUUGUGUUUAAUUGUCAGAUGUUGCGGUGCAUUUAUGGGUGCAUUGGCUCGUUGCCUUUGUUAAAACUUGUAGCAAGUCUUAUGGAAAUCUUAUUAUAAAUUUUCUCUAUUAGUUUGGGGA